Messenger RNA from Zea mays, 929 nucleotides. RefSeq lists its product as uncharacterized. The transcript is spliced from 5 exons. The record is from RefSeq and is a predicted model, not a curated record. NCBI's taxonomy places the organism in Eukaryota, Viridiplantae, Streptophyta, Magnoliopsida, Poales, Poaceae. The coding region runs from base 243 to 929 and encodes 228 amino acids.
CUUUUGUGGAUGAAAUCGUAUUGUUUACAAAGAAAAAGGCACCACUCAUUGGAGUGAAAAAGUGGAAAGAUAUAGAGCUCAAUGUUAGAUCUUCUAUAGCCUCUGACGUACUGCGAAGGUGGGAGUUUCUAACCAAUGAGGACGCGCAUGAAAAGAUCUGGUCUAUUGCUAAGGAGAGAUACAAAGGAUGGCGAUCAACGUUAAGCUCAACAUACAAGGCAUACAAUAGUUAUGCUGAAAGGAUGAAAAACAAGCCUGAAGAUGUAGACAUCGUCGAGUGGCAUUACAUGGUGUUGUAUUUUGGAUCUGAGAAAUUCCAGAAAAUAAGCAGCCGGAACUCGGAAAACCGUCAGAAACAAAGAACGAAGCAUAUAAUGGGUUCUAGAACUUUUUCCCAAAUAAGCUUUCAACAGAGAGAUCCAGAAACUGGUAUAGAACCAACCGAUCUAUCCCUUUGGAUGAUUACUCAUUGUAAAAAUGAUGAAUGGUCGGAAGAGGCUUCACGUGGCAUUUAUGAGAACGCAGCUGAGAAAAUUGCUGAGAAAAUAUAUCAAACAGAAAAAUUUUAUCUAACAAGAGAAGAGGAAAAUGCUAUUUUCCAAACAACAUUCAAGGAAACAACAGGAUGUAAGGCAAACAGACUUCAUGGUCAUGGGUACCUAUCAAGAUAUCCAACAAGAAGUCAAGUGAUGGAAUCAAAGUUCCUCGAACAAGCUCGUGCCACGGUUGCAACCAACCAAAAAAACAUUGAACUCGAAAGUCAGGUCCAGUUGUUAAAUGAAAAACUUGCGUGUGAGGUUGCAGAACGAGAAAGAAUACUCCAGGAAAAAAUGCAAGCACUGCAAGAAGAAGAAGAAAAAAAAAGACAAGUGCUUAGAGAAGAAAUGAGGCAAGAAAUGGUUGCUGCCCUUGCUGUUGUAGCACAAUAG